Andrographis paniculata is the source of this 902-nucleotide messenger RNA. Its product is annotated as heavy metal-associated isoprenylated plant protein 39-like. Lineage: Eukaryota; Viridiplantae; Streptophyta; Magnoliopsida; Lamiales; Acanthaceae. The coding region runs from base 161 to 748 and encodes 195 amino acids. Gene Ontology annotation, molecular function: metal ion binding. The transcript is spliced from 4 exons. The record is from RefSeq and is a predicted model, not a curated record.
CAUUUUCAAUCUACGCUUCUCUCUCUAUACUCUCUCUCUCUAUAUAUAUACAACUCCAUAGAGAGAGAGAGAGAGAGAGAGAGGUGGGCUGUAAAUUUCUGUGCUUUUUGUUUGUAUAAGAAUCUGAUCGCAGGGUGCGUUUGGGAACCUCAUCAAGCAAAUGAAGAAGUUUGUGCUGAAGUUGGAUUUGGAGGAUGACAAGGAAAAGCAAAGGAAGGCUUUGAAGACAGUGUCUUCCCUCCCAGGAAUCGAUGAAAUCUAUGUGGAUGUCAAAGGAAAGAAGCUUACAGUGAUUGGAUCAGUCGACCCGGUGAGUGUUGUGAGCAAGUUGCGCAAGAAGAAUUGGAAAGCAGACAUAAUCUCAGUCGGUCCUGCCAAAGAACCCGAGAAGAAAGAGGAGCCGAAGAAGGAAGAAGCGAAGAAAGAGGAGGAGGGGGAGGCGAAGAAGGGGGAACCAAAGAAAGAGGUGGAGGAGGGGGAGGCGAAGAAGGAGGAAUCAGCAGCAGCGAAGAAGGAAGAGCCCAAAAAGGAAGAAGAAGACGUAAAGAAAGAAGUGGAGGGCAAGAAGGAGGAGAAGAAGGGUCCUCCGGAGCAAGAACUUGUGGUGGGAACAGCUCUUCCCCUUCCCUACAGCUACAGCACCAGGUCCUCCUAUUAUCCUAACAAUCAUAUCAAUGCAUACACAUACCACCAUGUGCAUCACAAUCACGGCGUGGAGGAGAACCCCAACGCCUGCGCUAUCUGUUAAUGUUAAGUCGUCUGUCUUUUGUUCUCCCUUGCCCUUGGUUGGUUGGUUGUUUGUAGAGAAUUUUCUUUAUACAAAUACAAUACAAUACAAUACAAAGCCAGGGGUAAAAACUCUGCUUAUGCAUAUGCUUAUGAAUGCAACCCCCCUCAUCAUA